Molecule: messenger RNA, 1653 nt
Organism: [Torrubiella] hemipterigena
Lineage: Eukaryota; Fungi; Ascomycota; Sordariomycetes; Hypocreales; Clavicipitaceae
Source: the annotation of a GenBank genome assembly
AAUGGAUAUCAACAUGGAUAUCCAUUUAAGGGUCGGAGAUUUGUAUCGAUAUCGAUAUAUAUCAAUAUCGAUAUAGCCAUAUAGCCAGGUUGAUAUCGAUAUAUCGUAUCCAAAUACGCAUGUCUGAUCUCAAGAGGCUGCACGAUCAGUACGAUUAUUCAUAUGGCCAAGGCGACGAAUCCAGCUCCGUCCCAAUGAUUCCGUACCAUCAAAACGUCACAUUUGAGCAGCCAUGGGUUCUCGUGCAGAGCGCUAACAUUUGGGCCAUACCCGGAUGCGAACUCGCAUCAGGUGUCAUUGCAUUCAUACUGCAGCUUGUUGUUUUUAUCCAAGUCGGAAGGUUUUGCUUCGCAAGAAAGCAAAAUGCGUCUGGAUACGGCUCAGGGCACUGGGCAGCCACCGCCCUCGCAGCAUCCAUGGCCCUUGCCGUCACGGCCCUCUUCAUUUAUGUCUUCGCAGUGUCCGGGACUUCCAUCAGUCAGUCGCAUUUGUACCUCAAUGGCUACUUCGGCGGGGUAGGCUGGGAUGAGACACCGACGUGGGAAGUGUGGACGUGCGCAGUGUCAUCGCUUUUGGACAAGGACACGAGCGUGACGGCAGCUCGAUCAGAGUGGAAGACCAUAUGUCGCCUCACGAUGGGCGCGAGAUGGGCACUACUGCCUGUGUUCAUCUUGGUGAUCCUGUCGGCCAGCGCCAUGGUCAUCUCCCAGUACAGCAGCAGGUCACCAGUUACAGCCAAGCCCCGUUCCGAAUCAUUGGAGAUGUUGUAGAUAGCGUGUCAUAUUAGCUGAGUACUUUUUGGUGUCAAUUGUAAUAUGUAUCUUGCUAACUUGCUAAUAUUAUGGACUUUGCUUGAUCUCUGUAGCUGGAUAUCCUUGGCGGCGCUCUCUCGGCCAAAGUUUGCUACGAGCUCUCUUGUAUCUAUGGUCGUAUGUACUAGCAGUGGUGCUAAUUUAACGUAUACGGGUAUCAUGUUUAUACUAGUGCGUUGUAUUUAUAACUCUGCCUACUACUUCUUCCUUAUACAGUCGAUGUAAAUGAGACACCAUGCCUCAGUCAUCGCCGUCACCAUCACUCUGAUAGUACCCAUCAUGAUCAUGGCGGUGCAUGGCUUUAUGGAGAAGCAUUCCUCCCACAGCGCCAGCAGCAAGGCCACCAGCAGCGCCAAGAGCCAUUCCACCUACUCCGCUCGACUUCUUCUCACUUGGCAUAUUUUGUUCCCCAGCAUAGCCAGUGGGGGGAGGGGGAGCAGGAGCAUAGGCAGAGUAGCCGCCAUCUCGGGCGCCUUCUGGAGGGCGCGUGUCUGGGACUGGUGGCAUCUGGGCAGGAGGCCCUGGGGGAGGAGGGGGCGGUGCAGGGGACUGAAGUGUUGGAACUUCCCACUGUGUCCUGUUUGUUGUUUGCUCCACAUAAUACCAACGGCCCUGUUCAGCGUCAUGGAGAGUGGCCCAACCUGGCGGCAACAUUGGCUUCCCUGGCACGUAGGCUGACUGGUAUGGUGCCUCAGGUACAGUUGGGGUGGCCAGUGUCGGCUGGCUACCAGGUGGUGGCCCAGCUGGGGGUGGCCCAGCUGGGGGUGCAUACUGAGUGUUGCUUGGAGAAGAAUUGUACUGAGGGUAUUGCUGCACUGGCGCAGGUUGGUAAUACGGGGCU